Molecule: messenger RNA, 630 nt
Organism: Pochonia chlamydosporia 170
Lineage: Eukaryota; Fungi; Ascomycota; Sordariomycetes; Hypocreales; Clavicipitaceae
Exons: 3
Coding region: 1-630 (209 amino acids)
Source: RefSeq, a predicted model, not a curated record
AUGCAUAUCUCCAGCCUUGUUAUCGGCUUCGUCUCAGCUACCCUCGUAGCGGGUGAAUGCAAGCCAUAUCCGCCAUCUAUGGUCGAGUACUCGUACGGAUUUGAGGAACCACUGCCCCCCAAGGUUAAAUUCGAGUUCCAGACGCACUUUGUCCAGCACAAAUGGGAUGCGAACAAGACCAGUCACAUCGGAGUUGGCUACAUGUACAACUCCCCCAAGAAACAACGCGUCCGCGUUGAUUCAGGCAACGAAUUUGCCCUCGCGUCAUCCAUCUUUGACUUUAAGAACAAAACAACAGUGGGCGGGUUAGAGCUGGUCAACAACAUAUUUACCAAUGUUUUCGAUCCAAAGAACCCGAGCGUGUGGGAAGGCUACUCGAAUUCGAAUUAUCCCCUCAUCGAAAGCGAUUUUCUCACCAAGCGCGAGGCAGUGUUUGUGGGGUUAGUUGAGAGACCGUUUCUUACGGAAAAGGUUUCCUCGUGGAGCCUGAUGUACCCAGGAGAGGUUGCUUUGACUGUUUUCGUGGAUAAAUGUGGUGCUGUCGUGGGCUAUGAUUAUUUCAGUCCCUAUUUAAGGACUCGGGUGACUACUUCAUUUUUCAACACGCACUUUGGAGAAGUCGACUUUUAA